AUGUCUUAUAAAUUUGCCAUCGAUCGAGGUGGAACAUUCACCGACGUUUAUGCUGAAUGUCCUGACGGCAGAGUUCAUGUGAUGAAAUUAUUGUCCGAAGAUCCAGGGCAUUAUCUUGAUGCCUCUUUGGAGGCUAUUCGGAGAAUUAUGGUGCAAGUUUUAGUUCAAUCACCACUAAACGUGAACAAGACUCGAGAGGAUCUGCAGAAGUUGUUUGAAAGCGGGGUGAAAAGUUUGGCGAUCGUACUUAUGCACUCUUAUCUAUACCCUAAACACGAAUUGAUGGUGGCGGAAAUCGCACGAAAUAUUGGUUUCUCUAACAUCUCCGUCUCACACAAUGUGAUGCCGAUGAUAAAAAUAGUACCUCGAGCUUUCACAGGUAGGUUUUUCCAUCAUCUUCUUCUAAUUGUUUCAGUUACGGCAGAUGCAUACCUGACCCCCUGCAUACGAAAUUACGUUGAAAGUUUUUCUAAAGGGUUUCGUGGUGCAUUUGGUAACAUGCAAGUACUUUUCAUGCAGUCCGAUGGUGGAUUAUCUCCAGCGAAUGACCUAUUAUCACCCACGCUUAUUCACCUUUUUCCUCUGUUUUUAGGUACUUCGACGGACGUCAGUCGUUUUGGUGGUGAAUUGGAACAUGUGUUUGAAACAACAACGGCGGGCGUAAGCAUUCAGGCACCGCAGUUGGAUGUUAACACAGUUGCCGCUGGUGGAGGAUCUUGUCUCUCCUAUAGUAGUGGUCUUUAUCGGGUCGGUCCCGAAUCUGCUGGAGCAUACCCCGGCCCAGUAGCUUAUGGGAACGUCGGUGGGAAGCUGACCAUAACGGACGCGAACCUAGUGUUAGGUCGCCUUCUGCCGGCCCACUUUCCAGCAAUAUUCGGUCCGGAACACAACGCACCGUUGGAUUUGGCAGCUGCACGGCUGGCAUUUGUACAACUGUCUAACGAGAUCAACGCUUAUUCAGCAGCUCGUGAUACGUCUGUCCCAAAGGUGUCUGUCGAAGACGUGGCUCUUGGCUUCAUCCGUGUUGCCAAUGAGACAAUGUGUAGGCCGAUUCGUUCCCUAACGCAAGGCAAAGGGUACGACACGUCGAAGCACCUGCUUGCUUGCUUCGGAGGGGCCGGUGGACAGCAUGCCUGUUCACUUGCACGUCUGCUAGGAAUGAAGAAGGUUCACAUUCAUAGGUACGCCGGCAUUUUAUCUGCCUAUGGGUUGGCCCUCGCAGAUGUCGUCCGAGAGGAACAGCUUCCAUGUCAACUGCUUUACAAACCAGAAAAUCUCCCCGCAAUUGGCAUGCUCAUUACCAAACUCGUUAACGAAGCAACGGACCGUUUAGUUAGCGAAGGUUUCGACAAGUCUCGGAUCGAUACUGAGGUGUUUCUUCAUAUGCGCUACGAAGGAACCGAUGGCGCGCUCAUGUGCCAGGCAAACCAAGUGAACAAUCACUCCGAAAAGGCGGUGCCCUCAUACGGGGAUUUUGAAGCGUCUUUCGUCGAACGGUAUUUACAAAAGGGAGGGAGUNUCACUCUUUCCAACCGGACUAUUGUUGUUGAUGACGUUCGAGUGCGCGGUCGAGCCGUUAGCACGACAGCGUCUGUCCCCAAUAUUGAAGAGGCUCCGUGUGGGUCCCAUCCGGAGCCGGUUGAGGAUUCUGAUUUUCAUUUCACUGGUUUACAACAGUUUUGUUCAACGAAUGUGACUUAUCUGAUUUAUUCAGACACACUCACACACACACACACACGGUCAUCUGCCUGUCACUCAUUUUCAAAUACCUACUUUGAUCAAGGGUUGAUGCGUACUUCGGUUUAUCUACUAGACAAUCUCCUGGCCGGACAUGAAAUACAUGGACCUGCGAUUAUUAUCGCCCCUCACAGCACCAUCCUUGUCGAACCGAACUGCUCAGCCUCUAUUACACGCACGGGCGAUAUGGAGAUACGCAUUGGCGUUACCGACAGUCAACAGCCCCACUUGAGCACGGAACUGGACGCGAUCCAGUUGAGUAUAUUUUCUCAUCGAUUUAUGAGCAUAGCGGAACAAAUGGGUCGCGUUUUACAACGUACAGCGAUUUCAACCAACAUCAAAGAACGUCUUGAUUUCUCCUGCGCACUUUUCGACUCUGAUGGUGGAUUGGUGGCGAAUGCGCCCCACAUCCCAGUCCACUUGGGUGCCAUGCAACAUGCUGUUCAGUACCAAAUCAAAGCGACUAACAACCGAUUUUCUCCAGGAGACGUGCUACUCAGUAAUCAUCCGUGCGCUGGAGGCAGUCAUCUUCCGGACCUUACGGUCAUCACACCGGUUUUCGUCCCCGGGUCCUCUACACCUUCGUUUUUCUUCGCUAACCGGGGUCAUCAUGCAGAUAUCGGCGGUUCGACACCUGGAUCUAUGCCUCCACAUUCCACAUCCAUCCACGAGGAGGGCGCGGUUUUCACAACAUUCUAUCUGGUCAAGGACGGUUGCUUUCAAGAAGAAGCUGUGACGGCGGCUUUGCUGGCUCCAGCCGCUUAUCCUGGAUCAUCUGGAACACGCAACUUAUCGGACAACUUGAGUGAUUUAAAAGCUCAGGUGGCAGCCAAUCAAAAGGGAGUCUUGCUUUUGAUGGAUCUGGUCGAAGAAUAUGGAUUGGAAGUUGUGCAAGCUUAUAUGAAACAUAUACAGGAUAAUGCUGAAUACGCUGUUCGUCACAUGCUGCGUGGUGCUUGUUUGCAGGCCACGAAUUACGACCAGACUGGUAGUAAUCCAACGGACACCAUCGACUCACAAUUGACAAGUUCUCCAAUCAUGUUGUCAGCCGUUGAUCACAUGGAUGAUGGUACCCCGAUCUCUCUCAAGGUGUCCGUUAAUCCAGUGUCUGGUUCGGCACACUUUGAUUUUACUGGUACCGGUCCGGAGGUCUUUGGUAACACGAACGCUCCUCGUGCUGUCUUGUUGUCCUGCUUGUUCUAUGCAUUACGAUGUCUCGUGGGUGGUGAAAUCUGCUUAAAUCACGGUUGCCUCAAGCCAAUUAAAUUAACUGUGCCGGACGGCACCAUUUUGUCUGCCUCGCCGACCGCAGCGGUUGUGGGUGGCAAUGUGCUCACUUCACAGAGAAUCGUUGAUGUGAUUUUCGCCGCAUUUCGUUGUUGCGCCGCCAGCCAAGGCUGUAUGAACAAUGUCACAUUCGGAACCGACAAGUUAGGCUAUUAUGAGACGGUCGCUGGUGGUGCCGGAGCUCGCCUUAAUUUCGUGUUCUCCAACCUCGAACUUGGUGAUCCUGAUUACAGUUUUCCCCGCUUUCAGGGUCCUGGAUGGCAUGGUCGCAGUGGCAUUCAUACUCACAUGACUAACACACGAAUCACAGAUCCUGAAAUUCUCGAACAGAGGUAUCCGGUAAUUCUGGAACAAUUUGGCAUUCGAGUAAAUAGUGGUGGCUUGGGUCGAUGGAACGGUGGCAACGGCUUGACGCGACGUAUGAAGUUUCGCUCAGCUGUCACUUUAUCCGUUCUUAGUGAACGACGUUCUCUGGCACCGUACGGUCUGUUUGGUGGACAACCUGGAGCGCGUGGACUGAAUUUGCUUCAUCGCGUGGGCCACUCGCAUCCCGUAAACAUUGGUGGCAAAGCCACGGUGUCUGUCAAUCCUGGUGAUGUUUUUAUCUUGCACACUCCUGGUGGUGGCGGUUUUGGUUCUCCGGAUACUGUGGUUACCUAAUCUCUUGCAUUAGUGAACAGCCGUUCUCGUGGAUUUACGCAGAUGAGCUGUUUCUUCGCUCUUUCAGGCUUUCUACUACUUAGUCUUCACGAAACUUUGGUUCUUUAUUUUUUUUUUUUAAUUUGGAUCUUUGAUUCGUUCCAAAUACAUAGCAAUUGUAAAA
Molecule: messenger RNA, 3847 nt
Organism: Opisthorchis viverrini
Lineage: Eukaryota; Metazoa; Platyhelminthes; Trematoda; Opisthorchiida; Opisthorchiidae
Exons: 26
Coding region: 1-3684 (1227 amino acids)
Biological process (GO): glutathione metabolic process
Cellular component (GO): cytosol
Molecular function (GO): 5-oxoprolinase (ATP-hydrolyzing) activity
Source: RefSeq, a predicted model, not a curated record